AUCUCUGCUGCCACCGUUAUCAGAGUGUGGUAUCUUUGCGUGCGUCUGUGUGGCUCUCGCAGUGGCAGAGUCUGUGUUUCUCCUUCCCAAAACCCCACCUCACUUUUCUGCUUCUGAUUUUAUGAUUUUCGGGAUUUCUGCUUUUCUGGUUCGGUAAGUUCUUCCUGAAAUGCUGUGCUGUCUGUCUCUGCUGAACAGUUGCUGCUGAGUUUGAAAUUGGCUGAAUGAGCUUCCAUGCCUUCACUUGCAGAGAUUGCUGCUGCACAGCCUGCCUUCCAAAAUCAUCUCGGUACACUCAGGGCUCAAACCCCUGUUUAUGGUAAAGUAAUUUCAAGUCCAUUCGCCUUUGGAAAUGACAAGAAACUGUCAUCUGCUUGGAAACUCCCUCAUAUAUCUAUAAAAUUGAGCUUCAACUUGGGGCGCAUUAACGUCCCAAAGGGUAGUCUCCGGAUCAAGGCAGUUGCUACUCUUGAAUCCAAAAGUUUGGUUCAGAAUGAGAAUGCACACGCGGGUUACAACGGUUCACAGUUGGGCAGGGAGUCCAGUCCCCUGGCAGGUCAGCUCGAGCCUUCAAGUGAUGAUUCCGAAGAAUUGGAUGAUAGGGAGAAGUUAAGGCGAUUGAGGAUUUCCAAUGCUAUUAAAGGAAGCACGCCAUGGAACAAAGGCCGAAAGCACAGUCCUGAAACCCGUCAGCUGAUCAAAGAGAGAACAAGGCUUGCAAUGCAGAAUCCUAAGGUCAAAAUGAAGUUGGUGAAACUUGGACAUGCUCAAAGUGAAGAGACAAGAGUUAAAAUCGGGCUUGGAGUGCGAAUAGGGUGGCAAAAACGGCGUGAGAAGCUAUCAUUGCAGGAACAUUGCUGCUAUGACUGGCAGAACUUAAUUGCUGAAGCCUCUAGACAAGGAUACGACGGUGAAGAGGAACUGCAAUGGGAUAUCUACAAGAUCUUAGAUGAAAAGCUUACAGAGGAGUAUAUAGAGAGGGUCGAGCAAAGGAAAAUUAUGCGUAGGCCAAAAGGAAGCAAGAGAGCACCCAAGUCUCUUGAGCAAAGAAGGAGGAUUUCACAAGCAAUCUCUGCAAAAUGGAACGAUCCUAAUUAUCGCGACCGUGUUUGCUCUGCAUUGGCAAAAUAUUAUGAUGCAUCGUAUGGACCCGAAAGAAAGCCAACGAAGAAGCCAAGUGGUAGUACAGAGUCCACGAGAAGGGUACCUGCAAAGAAAAUGGUCAGUGAGAAAAACAAUUUCUCUAGUGGCGAGCUUAAAAUCCAAAAGCAACGACUGAGGUUGAGAAGUAAAGCACCCAUGUACAAGGAUCCUCUCGCGAGUUCUAAGAUGGAGAUGAUAAAGAAUAUCAGAGCACAAAGAGCAGCUGCUGAAACCGAAAAAACUGAAGCCGUAGAAAGAGUUAGGUUAUUGAUCGCAGAAGCUGAGAAGGCAGCUAUGGCCCUUGAGGUUGCUGCAACAAAGAGCGCUGUUGCUCGAGCUUCCUUCAUUGAAACCCGACAGCUUAUAGCUGAGGCAAUUCAAUUGAUUGAAUCUGUUGAGACGGCACAGAUUUCUUCCUCCGAGAAUGAAGAUCCUUCAGUUACAUCAGAUGAAGCGAUUACUCAGGACGAAAAGGAAGCAUGUACUGGGGUUGGGGAACUGACUGAAGCAGAUAGUGGAAGGGUAAAUGGCACCCGAACUUCGUCCUCCCAUGAGAAUGAAAACCCUAUAUUUGCAUCAUAUGAAGUGAUUACUGAGGGUGGGGAGGAACCAUGCACCGCGGUUGCAGGUCAGACUGAAGCGGGUAAUGUAAAGACAAAUGGCACGAAAACCUUAUCGAGUACAAACGAGGACUCCACCUUUGGCAACUUCACAUCGGAGUAUAUGGUAGAUGCCGAAGAGGACCUUUCCCCAUUGCAGGAUAUGCUUAAUGUUCUCGAGGACCCUGCCCCGUUGGAGGAUAUGCUCAAUAGUGAAGAGGACCUUCCCCGACUGAGUACCAGCGGCUAUGGUUUGCCUCCGUUUGGUUUUGAGGAGCUAAUAAAGCAAUCGGAUGUGAGAAAUGAACCCAACCAGUUAGAACCAAAUGGGGACGGUGAGUGCAGCAAGAAGCUUCAACUCAAUGGGACGAAAGUUCAAUCCAAAGAAGAGGAAACGCCUUGUAAACCAGUGACCGGCGCUACUAAAAAGUGGAUUCGCGGGAGGCUUGUUGAAGUAGGAGAAGAAGCUUAAUGCCAAGAAAGGAAACAGAACAAACUGUACUGCAGCUGUUCUCCCUCAGUUUAUGAAUGGCCCCAAUUUUUCAACACCCUCA
Molecule: messenger RNA, 2296 nt
Organism: Malus domestica (apple)
Lineage: Eukaryota; Viridiplantae; Streptophyta; Magnoliopsida; Rosales; Rosaceae
Molecular function (GO): DNA binding
Source: RefSeq, a predicted model, not a curated record